Molecule: messenger RNA, 1503 nt
Organism: Abrus precatorius (Indian licorice)
Lineage: Eukaryota; Viridiplantae; Streptophyta; Magnoliopsida; Fabales; Fabaceae
Product: UDP-rhamnose/UDP-galactose transporter 6
Exons: 6
Coding region: 249-1217 (322 amino acids)
Cellular component (GO): Golgi apparatus
Molecular function (GO): antiporter activity; UDP-galactose transmembrane transporter activity
Source: RefSeq, a predicted model, not a curated record
CUCUACCUUGGGUGCGUAGGGCGUGCCACUCCUACUGGGAAAACCAAAAAAAGUGAGGAACUCCAACCUCAGACACACAACCAAUAGCCACACUUCUCUUCUUUCCAUUGUCGGAGGCUACCAACAUCAGCAUAGUGCCACCUUCACUCACGGUGAAUUGACUGGCGCAUGUUAUUUGGAUGUGAAUGGAAUGCUAUGGAGUUUAGUUAGGAAGCACCUUUAGUAAAGUUGUUAGAAGCAUAGAGAACAUGGCUCCAGCUAGUAAGGCUGAGAAAAAGGCUGCAGUGGAUGCAGCUGCAUGGAUGUUCAAUGUUGUUACUUCUGUUGGAAUUAUCAUUGUGAACAAAGCUUUGAUGGCCACUUAUGGCUUCAGUUUUGCUACCACGUUAACAGGUCUGCACUUUGCUACUACAACUUUGAUGACAAUUGUACUAAGGAUGCUGGGUUAUGUCCAGGCUUCUCAUUUACCGUUGCCGGAUCUUCUAAAAUUUGUUCUCUUUGCUAACUUCUCUAUUGUUGGAAUGAAUGUUAGUCUUAUGUGGAACUCAGUUGGAUUCUAUCAAAUUGCAAAAUUAAGUAUGAUUCCUGUAUCCUGUCUAUUGGAAGUUGUUCUUGACAAGAUUCGGUAUUCAAGAGACACAAAAUUGAGCAUAGGUAUUGUUCUUUUGGGUGUUGGUGUUUGCACUGUCACUGAUGUGAGUGUUAACACGAAAGGGUUCGUUGCUGCCUUUAUAGCAGUAUGGAGCACUUCGUUACAACAAUAUUAUGUUCAUUUCCUUCAACGAAAGUACUCUCUGAGUUCUUUCAACCUAUUGGGACACACAGCACCUGCACAGGCUGCAUCACUACUGUUAUUAGGACCUUUUCUUGAUUAUUGGUUGACAAACAAAAGAGUUGACAGAUAUGAUUACAACACUGGCUCGUUGAUUUUCAUAUUACUGUCAUGCACAAUUGCAGUUGGUACCAAUCUGAGCCAAUUUAUCUGCAUUGGCAGAUUCACUGCUGUUUCUUUUCAAGUGCUGGGACAUAUGAAGACAAUACUUGUUUUAAUCAUGGGGUUCUUUUUCUUUGGUAAGGAGGGUCUCAAUCUUCAUGUGGUUUUUGGAAUGAUCAUAGCUGUGGCUGGAAUGAUUUGGUAUGGUAAUGCCUCAUCCAAGCCUGGUGGAAAAGAGCGCAGGAGUCACUCUCUUCCUACCAACAAAACCGAAACACGAUAGUUUAACCUCGUUCACUAAUUUUUGUUGUUUUCAAGUGCUUUGGUUUUGGUUUUAUUUGCCAAAGUUGAGCAUACAUGGAUAGCUGAUUCUAGGAAAGUGUUUUAAAUUAUUUGAAAUCAAAACCUCAUUGGUUCUAAUUAUUUCAACCUCAUUUUGUAAUUCUUAAAAUUUGAUUUCUUGUUUUGGAUUCUUAGGGCCAUUGGAUUUGUCCUUAUAGAUAGGUCUAGGUUCCUUGCAAAAUUUUUCAUCUUUUGCAUCAUUAGAUGAAUAUAUUUAUAUUCUUUCU